GUGAAAUGACUGGCCUUUGAACAGCUUCCUUGGCUACGCCGCCAAAUUGGAUACAGCAUCGGCACUUUUUUCAUUUGUUUCGUCUGGAUCGUCGUCAAGCAAGCAAGGGUUGUGCUGUAGCUAGCAAAGUCAUCCUUUGGCUGUCUGCUUCUUGUGCUAUAGCUUGCAGUCUACUAGAAGCUUCUUCCUCCGUUCGAACCGAAUCGGAUCCAUCCAUUGAAUUAGAUUGACCAAGCCAAGUCCCAAGAAGGGAGUGAAUCAGCAUCCAGAAUGACCGUGUUGACUUCCUCUGCGGCUCCCGUCGCAGCUCGCAUGGCUUCUUCGACUCUUGGUAGUAGUCAUAAGAGGUCCUCUCUGCAUUCAGCAUCCUCUGUGGAACGUCAAUUACGAGAAAAGAUUUUGUAUCAGAUUGACAAAAUUUUGUUGCAGUCGCCUCCCAGUCGCACCUCGCUCUACAAUCUGCUCUUGCUCUGCAAUCCCGACUUGGAUGCAUCCGCACUCGAUGCUCCCAUUGCUCGUGAAAAGGCAUUUCGUGCCGUCAAGGCUCGUCUUCAUCCCGACAAACAUGCGCUUCAGGAACAACCACGGGUGACGCUCUUGUUUCAAAAUGUCCAGACAUUCUAUGUCGAAUGCUGUCAUGCCAUGGCCGCGCAAGAUGCCGGCAGUCGAUACCGAAAACAAACCAGUAUGCCUUCUUAUCAAUCGACACCGCAAAAGACACCCUUGUACACGCGACGAUCCACUUUUUCCGAAGGCGGCAGCAACAGUCCCAAGAAUACUAACAACAACAGUGCCUUUGAAUUCAAUUGUUUUGCCAAAUGGCCCUUUUUGAAACAAAUCCAACGCGAUACGCCCUUUCAAGCGGUUUCCACGUCGGAACUCCACUACCAUUUGGCAUAUGCCUGUCUCAAUUACCGCGGUGCCAUUGUCCACGGACAAACCAUUGAUUGUACGUACCAAGUACCCGCCAAUUUUGUCGAAACGGCCGCGUCGCCCACAUCCAUUCCGGCUGUUUGGGAUGCUGCUGGGUUUCCUACCGACCAACAUCUUCGAUUGACAAGUGUCGAUGAGUUGAAGAAGGAAAUUCAACAACACGGUCCCGUCGUCUCGACAUCAUUUGGACUCGAUCCCAAUUACUAUCAAUCCAUUUCCCGUCAUGCCGGAAAUUUCAGUGAACGACAUGUGGGACACUGUCAUCCGCUCUUGAUUGUGGGAUGGACCAUGACGUCGCAAGGAUCGGUAUGGUUGGUACAGGGACUGCGGGGCACUACGUUUCCCAUGGGAAUGGGACAAUUCCAAAUUGAUGCGCAUGCCAUGGCGCCACCGACAUGCGUACUUUUACAGAAAAGUUGGCAAUCGCCGGGACCUUUUUGGGAUGUGCCGGAUAUUAGCCUAAAGUGUCUGGCGUGGAAGGAACAUUUUGACAGUACUGCUCCUCGAGCUACCACUGUAUUAUCGACCUUGUUGGAGAUUGUGCCACUAGAGUCGUCCGAUAUCGAUGCACUGGGCGAUUUGUGGAAUGUCGGAUUGCAUGCCGUCAUUUCGGAACGAAGAGUCUUUGUACUGCGCGACAAGAAUCAAAUGGCACAAUCACGGCGGGUGCUCUUGCGAGAUUUGGCGCGCGUCACGCACAAGGAAAAGGGAAAAGUGUGGAAGGUGACCGUGUCGGUGGUGCGACAGUAGUUACUACUGAACUCCAAUGCCGUAACGAUACAACAUCUUUUUAAAAUAAAGCUAUGCUAUGGUGGCACCAGGUGGCCUAUAGAAGGGUCUGGUGGACCGACAUCGCAGUACUAUACCCAGAGAGUAGCUGUUAGCUAGAUGCUUAUGUAUCGACUACUCUGUGU
Seminavis robusta is the source of this 1847-nucleotide messenger RNA. The record is from the annotation of a GenBank genome assembly. NCBI's taxonomy places the organism in Eukaryota, Bacillariophyta, Bacillariophyceae, Naviculales, Naviculaceae.